Molecule: messenger RNA, 1290 nt
Organism: Malassezia restricta
Lineage: Eukaryota; Fungi; Basidiomycota; Malasseziomycetes; Malasseziales; Malasseziaceae
Product: DNA-directed RNA polymerase I subunit RPA49
Exons: 2
Coding region: 1-1290 (429 amino acids)
Biological process (GO): nucleolar large rRNA transcription by RNA polymerase I; transcription elongation by RNA polymerase I; RNA polymerase I preinitiation complex assembly
Cellular component (GO): RNA polymerase I complex
Molecular function (GO): DNA binding
Source: RefSeq, a predicted model, not a curated record
AUGGGACCAGCUUUAUUGUCGCUCUCCGACUUUGCGCCUCAGAAACACACACGUUUUGCCUUGUACCGUGCACCCAGUAACGAUGCCGGUGAUGGUACAUCGUCCGAGGCCACUCUGGAUGACCGUCUUCUCCUCGAAGGAAGCACAGAUGUGAUGCAGUAUACGAGCACGAACUGGGGAUGGGGCGCGUCCGCACAAGCCGCCGCAGACUUGCGCCGUGAAACGCGUGGAUACACGGGUGACUACCUUAUCGGUGCCUACGACAAAGAAAAGAAGCAGGUCACAUUUCGUGUCGCGCCACUCUUUACGCUGAAUCGGUCCGUCAAGUCGCUUGCGCACCUUAGCGCGUCGGCGACAGAGCAUGGUGCGCAGGACAACAUGGACUAUACACGUGCACGCCGAGAUCUGGGCGAGGCGUUCGGUAACAAGAAGCAGAAGCAGGCCGCACGCAACCUCGACCGCAUGAAGGUCAAUACAGAGAAUAUGGAUGGCAUCCUCGAACACGUCGCAUCGGGCAUCGAUGUGUCAGCCUCCUCGCUGCCAACGGACUUGGAACUGAAUGCGACACUCAACACCAGUCGUGCCCUCCCACAGGCUCAUCUCGACGCUAGUGAGCCUGCUGAUGUGUACCCGCUGGCAUCCCUAGUGCCACCGACUGUCCUUAAUGCCCUGCAUACUCGCCACCUGCUGAAAUGCUCGUCGCAGUCUGACCUCGCCAAAGCUUUGCGCCUGACAUCAUCGCCCUGGCUUCUUCCACGCAUGUGGCAGAUCGUCCAAACAGCACAGAACGACGCGGGCAUGUCGCGCGCCAUGGAGCUUGUUCGCGUGGGAUACUACGUGGCCAUCCUUUUGGCGUUCCGUAAACAUGCCCGAGGUCUCAGCCGUGGCGACGAUGGCAUGUCCCAAGUGGCACACAAGAUGCGCUUGCCCGAACACGAAAAAGAUAUUGUGAUGGAGCAUCUCGUAUCGCAGUAUGCCGAGCAGGCACGCAGCUCGCAUCGGUACGCCAUGACGGCGAUCGGCGAUACGCGCCUUUUUGCCAGUAUCAUUGUGCUGGCUCUGCAUCUCGAAGAGUUCAGCCUCGCCUCCGACGUGUUGGCGCAGGAACUAUGCGUGACGACUCAGCGCGUGAACGAGAUCCUGCGAUCAUUGGGAUGCACGAGCUCGCAGAGCACAAAACACGGCGUAGACGGGGACGGCGCUGCAUCGCAGCAACAGCAACGCAAGUGGCACCUCCGCCUGCCCUUGUCGUUCCCGAAUCAGCGCAAACGUGGGCCAGCACGUCGCUAG